This is a messenger RNA of Morone saxatilis (striped sea-bass), 2128 nucleotides long. RefSeq names its product claudin 19 (gene cldn19). Gene Ontology annotation, molecular function: structural molecule activity. The transcript has 5 exons. Gene Ontology annotation, cellular component: plasma membrane; bicellular tight junction. Lineage: Eukaryota; Metazoa; Chordata; Actinopteri; Moronidae. The record is from RefSeq and is a predicted model, not a curated record. Gene Ontology annotation, biological process: bicellular tight junction assembly; cell adhesion. Bases 534 to 1202 code for a protein of 222 amino acids.
UUUUCCUGCUACCCCUCAUUGAGCCACUUGAGCUUGAAGCAGAUGGAAAGAUUGUAGUGGGGGGAAAGUAAGCAAGCAGCAGAGAGAGAGUGAGUAUUGGAAGAAGCCAUGCAGAGAGUGAGGCAGCCCAGAGACGAUGCUUGAUGAGCUGACCACCAGAAAGUCUUUCUUCCAAUUUGCCUCAGAGAGACCAAGGAAUCAGACAGGACAGCCCUGAGGGGAGACAUCAUCUCAUCGUCCCAGCUGACGGGCAAAACCCAGCCCAGGACGUGUAGAGCACAGAAAAGAAAAAAAGAGUUAGAGACGAGGAGAGGAGUUCUGCAGAUGAGAGUUAAAGCAGGGAGGCAGAGGGAGAUGCUCAGAGGGACCAGGUAGUCAGUGACCAAAGUGAAAUAAGUAACAGGAUUGCUGAAGGUGUGUCCACAAAGACUGCUCAAAGAAAGGGCGACACCAGAGUCACCCGAACAAAAGCAAGUGAACCAGAGAGUGAAAGAGCGAGAGCAGGCAGAAUCAGAGGAACGAGCUAGAUAAGGAUGGCCAACUCAGGUCUCCAGUUGUUGGGCUACUUCCUGGCAUUAGGCGGAUGGAUCGGCAUCAUCUCCACCACCGCCUUGCCCCAGUGGAAGCAGUCGUCGUACGCUGGCGAUGCCAUCAUCACAGCCGUGGGUCUGUACGAGGGGCUGUGGAUGAGCUGCGCCUCGCAGAGUACAGGACAGGUGCAGUGCAAGAUCUUCGACUCCAUGCUCUCGCUGGACAUCCACAUCCAGACAUGUCGGGCCCUCAUGGUAGUGUCGGUACUGCUGGGCUUUAUCGGCAUCAUUGUCAGUGUGGUGGGCAUGAAGUGCACUAAGGUGGGAGAUAACAACCCAGCCACCAAAACCCGCAUCGCAGUAACCGGAGGAGCACUCUUCCUGCUCGCAGGUCUAUGUACACUGGUGUCUGUGUCCUGGUAUGCCACUCAGGUGUCCUAUCAGUUCUUCAACCCAAAUACACCGCCCAAUGCUAGGUAUGAGUUUGGCUCGGCCCUGUUUGUGGGCUGGGCGGCGGCCAGUCUGACGGUCCUGGGCGGCUCCUUGCUGUGCUGCUCCUGCUCUAAAGACGACAUGCGAGGGCAGCAAUAUUACCGCCAAUCACAGCCUUCCACAGCCAGGGAACCAAAUGUUAAAAGUACCCCACCAGAGAAAAGGGAGCAGUACUUGUAGUUUGGGAGAGUCUUCUGGCCUUACCAUGGUUUAGAUUCUGUCAACAUGACAAAACCCUCUCACUGAGGAAUCCAAAACAGACAGACACCAUUAAAGAAAGAAUUUAUGAACAUCAACCUUUAAGCAUACUGCAGCAACAUAAAUUAGAGUCUCUGUUGGAGUAAAAUAAAUUGUUUGGGGAGGUUUUAUGAAAUUGAUAAAGAUGAUAUCCUUGUCUUGUCUGUUUUGUUGACUUUGGGAGAGACAGUCAUUCAGGGUAUGUUUUCUAUAACAUGUUAAAAUGCCCGGGUGUAUAUACCACCUAUUCUAUUCUUGUUUUUUUUUAUCUUUUUUUUUUUCUUUACUACAUAUAUAAUGUUUUACUACAGUGCCUUAUAACACAUGUUUGUGCACAUGUAUGUUUUUGACUUCGUGGAUUCUUUAGAGUAUCCCGUCCCGUCUGAGGGAUGUGUGUCCAUAGCUCCUCUGCCAGCAGUUCUGUACGCCUUUAUUUGUUAUUAUUGUUGGAUUUCUGAAAAUGAAUGUGAAGCUACUCUGCAGUACCACUUACGGAACAACAAUGACACACGUACGAUAGAUCUUCAGCAUAGUGCCUUAUGCCACUGUUUGUAAGAAGCUGUGUGCCUGUUUCCAAGUAGCCUGGAUUGAGGAUAUACCCAGUACAUUUAUUUUGUUUGGUUAAGUGCCAAUAUGAUUUUGUGUGAAUGACAGAGUCGUUGUAUUAUUGACUCUAAAGGAUGUACUGUACCGUGUGCUGUCUCCUGUACUAAGGAACGCCAGUUUGCUGAGCGUUCAAAUGCCCCUCUGAUGCCUGCAUUUAUUUACCAUGCCAUUCCUUUCUCUAAUAUUUACCCCCUCGAUGUUGUGUAUCAUCUCAUUUAGCCCUGUCUGUUUCUUUUAGAAUAAAGUAAACAGAGACAUAAAAA